AUGAAACGAAGUAUAAAUGACUAUUUUGUAUCAAAAGUGAGGUGUGUAAGUAAUAGUUCUAAUGUAACAAAUAAUAGAGAUGUUUCGGUUUCAAAUUUAACACAAGUUCCGGACAAAGACGAACAAAAUGUUAUUUUGAGUACUCCGGUGCCUAAAAAUUAUAGUAUAUUUGAUAUAAAACUAUAUAUUGAUAAACUAUUGACGAAAACCGAAAAAACGGAAGCAUUAAAUACAAUUUGGACGCCAGGUAAAAAUUAUGAUUUUCCUAUUACGCUUUAUGGUAGUAAAAAUUUAAAAUUUCAAAUGUCGUGGUUUGAUAAAUGGAGUUGGAUUGCAUAUAGUGGUUUAGAUGAUGGCAUUUAUUGCAAAUAUUGUGUAUUGUUUUGCGUCAAACAAGGUGGGAAAGGAGACCAAUCGCUUGGGCAGCUUUGCACUCAACCAUUAAAAAAUUGGAAACACGCAAUUGAAAAGCUUAAAUCGCACGAAGCUAAUAAUUAUCAUAUUAAUUGUGUUUUAAAUUUUCAACAUUUGUCUGCGGUAAUUUCAGGGGAAGAGUCUUCUGUGUAUGACCAAAUUAAUAAGGUAGCAAAAAAACAAAAAGACGAUAAUAGGAAAAUUAUUAGCCCUGUAAUUCGAUCAGUUAUACUCUGUGGUCGUCAGGGAAUUGCCUUAAGAGGCCACCAGGAUUGUGGUCCAUUAAAAUUAACUGAACCAAGUGAAAAUGAUGGCAAUUUUCGUGCUUUACUUCGAUUUUAUUUAAAUGCAACUCAAGUUUCGGGAGAUAAUACUCAUGUUUUAUUGCGGGAAAAUUGUAAAAAAAACGCGCAGUAUUAUGAUUCUGAUGAUGGGAAAAUGCACGAAGACUUCUUAAAAUUUGUACCUAUUUAUGAAGUUAAUGGUAGGAAUUUAGCAAAUACUAUAGUGGAAGAAUUAAAAAAUAUGAAUAUUGAAGUAAAUAAUUUGCGGGGCCAGGGAUACGACGGCGCUGCUGUUAUGAGUGGUAAAAUGAAUGGCGUUGCCGCACUGGUUAAAAAAGAAUAUCCUACAGCUCUUUAUAUACACUGCAGUUCUCACAACUUAAACCUAUCAAUAUCUUAUUCUUGUAAUAUACCUGAAAUAAGAAAUACCAUGGGUACAAUUGAAAGUGGAUAUUUAUUUUUAAACACUCCAAAAAGACAAAUAGUUUUCAGUGAAAAAUUGAAUUUAUUUAAAGAAGAAGAAAAGUUGAAAGAUAAUGGGUGUCAAUCAAAAAAACUAAAACUGAAACGCCUUUGUCCAACUCGAUGGGUGGAACGCCAUAAUUCGGUGGAAAUAUUUUAUGAUUUUUUACCUGUUAUUUUGAGUAGCUUAGAAGAAAUGAUCACGUGGUCCGAUAAAGAUACGGCCACGAAAGCUAAUCAACUACUUUUAGCUUUACAGGCUUCUGAAUUUCAUAUUAGUCUGGCUAUAAUUAAUAAAAUGUUCAAAUAUACCAAGCCUCUUAGUAUUUACUUACAGAAGCAAAAUAUUGAUUUAUGCGAAGCCAUUAACCAUAUUAAUAUUAUAAUAAAAGAGUUAAUGACUAUUCGAGAAAAUGCUGAAACUGUCUUCAGUGAUUUAUUCAAAAUAAUUGUAACACAAUCAAAAGAAAUGGAUAUAGAAAUUAAAAUUCCAAGACUUGCCAAAAGACAAAAACACCGAUGCAAUAUAAUGAUGAACACACCUGAAGAAUAUUAUAGAGUAAGCAUUUUUAUUCCAUUCAUUGAGUCUAUUAUUGAACAGUUAAACGACCGAUUUAAUAAUCACAGAGAAAUAAUAUCUGGGUUUCAAGCGUUAAUUGAUUAUAAUAUUAAAACUGAUCUUCAUCAACUUGUACAUUUUUAUCAAAAUGAUACCGAAUGCUAUGAUAAAGUAGUUAUAGAAAUUAAUUUAUGGCAUAGGUUUUUAAGAGAAAAUAAUAUUAAACCCACGAGUGCAUUAGACGCACUAUCAAAAUGUAAUCCGGAUUUUUAUAAAAAUGUAUAUACCUUAUUGCACAUCCUCGUUGUUCUACCUGUUACAUCGUGUGAAGCGGAACGAACAUUCUCAUCUCUCAAGAGAAUUAAAAACUAUUUGAGGAACACUACUUCUGAAAAUAGGUUGAAUGGUUUGGCUAAUCUUAAUAUUCACCGAGAAGUCCCAGUAACAGUGGAAGAAGUUAUAAAUAUAUUAUCUGAAGAAAACCGGCGCUUAGAUUUUACACUAUAG
Messenger RNA from Myzus persicae (green peach aphid), 2226 nucleotides. Its product is annotated as 52 kDa repressor of the inhibitor of the protein kinase-like. The transcript has 2 exons. Bases 1 to 2226 code for a protein of 741 amino acids. Gene Ontology annotation, molecular function: protein dimerization activity. Lineage: Eukaryota; Metazoa; Arthropoda; Insecta; Hemiptera; Aphididae. The record is from RefSeq and is a predicted model, not a curated record.